AUGUACGAGCGGCUACCGAAUCAACAGUUGCAUGGAUUCGAUGACGAUGUGGUACGAGAAACAGCGCCACCUUUCCGCGUGUUGGAAAAAUGCCAGGACCUGUGCUUGCGUGACCGUUCCGGCAACAGUUUGGUCAGAACUUGCAACUCUAUAGACUUUCAACCUGGUGCUCGUAUAGCUGCUUUUAGUCCUGAACCUGAGUACGAAGAAUCAACAUGCUACUUGACUAGAGAACAGGCUGCUCCAGAAGGAAUAGGAACCCUCAUGAUUGUUCCAAACAGUGUUCAUUUCAAUGAAAUCUGUCUUACAUCUAAUCGUCCGGAACGUGAAUGCCCAUCUCGUCGGUAUGUCUUUGAACGUCAUGCCCGAAAACGGUUGAAACUUCCACCAUCCGAUCUCAAGGAAAUCAUGGUUGCUAAUCGAACUGAAUGCGAAGAUAAAUGUUUGGGUGAAUUUAGUUUUGUAUGUCGUUCUGCGACAUAUGAUUCUGCUUUGAGAACUUGUUCUUUGAGUAGAUUUACCAGACGGACUCAUCCAGAAUUAUUAGAAGAUGAUCAUAAUGCUGAUUAUUUGGAGAAUACUUGUUUGAACGCUGAACGGCGUUGUGAUGGCUUAGCAGUAUUUAUUAAAGAAGAAAAUAAACGUCUUGGAGGACCAUUUGAAGCUGAUGUUUUUAGUAACAUGACUUUAGAUGAGUGCCAAGCUAUGUGUGUUCGCGCUGAGAAGUAUUUUUGUCGUUCUAUUGAACAUGACGCCAUGACGCGUCAGUGUGUCCUCUCGGAAGAAGACUCGGUAUCGCAAAAGGAUGAUGUAACUGUCAGCGCUUCACCUACCCAUCACUUUUACGACCUUGUCUGCCUGGACAAUCUCUCUCAUCGGGUGACAGCUCGCGGCACGGAGUAUCCAGACAACAGUGUAACCUCCCAUCUGUUCUCGCCUGGACGACGACCGGACACUGCCUUCCAGAGAUACAGAAACAGCAGAAUUACUGGAGAAUUUCAUUCUGAAAUCACUGGAAGAUCUUUAAGCGAGUGCUUGGAUGAAUGUUUAAGGCAGACGAGCUUUCAAUGCAGGUCGGCGGUGUACAGUGACCGCGCCAGAACAUGCCGGUUGAGCAGAUACAAUCAGAAGGAUGGUAUGCGGCUGCUCUACGAUCCCGAUUUCGAUUAUUAUGAAAAUUUAAUGCAUCAGCUAGUGGCAGGUGAGACAGAAGCAGGGAGCCCCGCAACUGGUUCACAGGGCAAUUGGGGACGUCCAGCUACUUCUACAGGUGGUAGUAAUGGCGGCGACCGAGACAGAUAUCCGCCAGGUGUAGACCGCUAUCCGGAUGAUGACCGCGACGACGAUCGGUACGACCGCGAUCGUCGACCGGAUCGGUAUCCAGACGACAGAUAUCCGAGCACUAACGACGACCGUUACGACGAUAGAUACCCUUCCAGCGCCGGAUCAGACCGCUACCCGUCUGACAGAUACCCACCUGGAGUGGGCCCAGAACGCUAUCCUUCUGACAGAUACCCACCUGGAGUGGGCCCAGAACGCUACCCUUCUGACAGAUACCCUCCUGGCAUCGAUAGAUAUCCACCAGGUCUCGAUCGCUACCCACCUGACCGUUUUCCACCAGGUGCCGACCGAUACCCACCAGGUGUAGACCGUUAUCCACCAGGUGUCGAUCGUUACCCCGCGGGACCUGAUAGAUAUCCAUCUAGUAUUGAUAGAUAUCCUCAAACUGGCGGAAGGUAUCCUGUCCCUGGUGGUGAUCGCUUUCCCCUUGACAGUGGACGGUACCCUACCUAUGACUAUCCUUCUAAUGACAUCGGAAGAUAUCCUGCAGACAGAUAUCCUAUUAGUCGAUAUCCUAUAGACGUCUAUCCAGAAAGAUACCCAUCAGACAGGUACCCUGAAAGACUUCCUGCUGACAGGGAAAGAUAUCCGAUUAAUCCAGUUCGAGGUGGUGGGCGAUACCCAGUAAGACCGGGGUGGACCCCUGGCCGCUAUCCUGACAGAUACGAUCAGGACCGAUCCCCAGGCCCUAAUGACUGGGGACGGUACCCGUUCAGUCGGUACCCUGUCGGAGUUAACAGAGACCCUGUACCGUUGGGCGGUGACCGUUACCCGGAUUUAUAUGACAAAUAUCCGCCGACCGGAUCGUCAUAUCCUGCAGGGUAUAGUCGCGGUGGUUAUUAUGGUCCGGAUUAUGUUGGCCCUAAUCGUUUCCCGGACCGAGACAUUCGUCCUGGUGCAGACAGAUAUCCAGUAGAACCUAGACCAAGCUUCGGGCUGAGGCCUAGGCCUAUAGAGCGACCAAAUGGGUAUCGAGGAACUUAUCCACCGCCGGGACCUGUUGAUCGACCAAUUGGUGGACCUGUUUACGGUGGAUAUGAACCUGAUGGACCAAUUGGACCACCUGUGAGUCGACCACCUUUGAAUGGUCUUAAUGGGCCAAUCGGUGGUCCAGUAGGGGGCGGCGUAGGUGGACCUAUCGGAGGACCCCCCGUUGGUCAAAGGCCUUGGCAGGGAUCGCGUUGUGAAGAAGAUAGUUUCAGACAAGUCGGCAGGCAGCGCAUGCAAAGGCGUUUCGUACGGCGGUUUACAACAGCUCAGUCCUUGGCUCAUUGCCAGCGAGAAUGUAUUGAAGCUAAAGACUUCAUCUGCCGGUCGUUCAACUUUAGGGAUGUAGGUUACGCUGGAGAGCCGCGGGAUAAUUGUGAACUCAGCGAUCGCGAUACUCGAGAAUUAGAUGCUGCCAAUCCUGCGCAUUUCGACAACACGGCUAACGAAUAUGAUUUCUAUGAGAGAGCUCUUGGCAGGAUGGCUGAUGAUUGCUUGGAUGUGUCUCAGGUAUGUAACGAGGAUGGAAUGGAGUUCACACUUCGCCUUCCCGAAGGAUUCUAUGGUCGAAUGUAUACCUAUGGUUUUUAUGACCGCUGUUUCUUCCGUGGUAACGGUGGAGUGGUUAAUGCUUUGCGUAUAACUGGAGCACAUGGAUAUCCAGAAUGUGGCACUCAGCGGUAUGGAGACACAAUGACCAAUAUCGUUGUCGUACAAUUUAGUGACAAUGUGCAAACUUCUCGAGACAAGCGGUUCAAUCUAACUUGUCUGUUUAGAGGACCUGCAGAAGCUGUGGUUACCUCCAAUUACAUCGGAGCCGGAUCCGGCAGUCCGAUUCCAAUCGAAUACCUCCCCGAAGAGAGCUCAUUGAACUCCAAAGUUCGCCUCAUGAUCUUAUACCAAGGACGACCGACAACCACUAUUGCUGUUGGUGACCCGCUGACCUUUAGACUAGAAGCCCAAGACGGAUACAACUAUGCUACAGACAUAUUUGCUACAAAUGUUAUCGCAAGAGAUCCUUAUUCAGGCCGCUCCGUGCAAUUAAUUGAUCGUAUCGGAUGUCCAGUCGAUCCAGAUGUGUUCCCAGAACUAGACAAAGGUCGCAAUGGAGAUUCGCUCGAAGCGCGUUUCAAUGCUUUCAAGAUACCAGAGUCUAACUUUUUGGUAUUUGAGGCGACAGUGCGUACGUGUCGCGAAGGCUGCCAACCGGCCUAUUGUCCUAGUCACACAGGCAGAUCUGAACCAUCCUUCGGUAGACGCCGAAGAGAUGUGAAUGCCACAGUUGGUGUUGAAGGCAAUGAUACGACAGAAGUUAAAUCCGACGACAACGAUGACUCAAGCUCUGAUAAAGAGAAAUCAGAUGAGAAAAAUACAGCAAAUGUUUUCAAAGUUUCGUACGAAGAAGCGAGUGUUGACAAGUAUUUGAAGGAUGAAGUCGAGACUCCUAGUCAUGUCAGAAAGAUGAUCGAGGUAUUCGACAACCGCAACGAGUUACUAGAAGAAAAUAGAGAAAGUGAUUCUUCACCUGUUGUGUCAGCUGCGGGGAUCUGCGUGCCGCCCUACCACUAUAGGGCUCUUCUAGUGGCUUUGUGUGUGCUCUUGUCUUUACUGCUGGCUAUGUUGACUGCUGCAUUGUAUAUCUACAGGCGAUACUGGCGGGUACUGCGCAAAAACAUCCAGGCCUCCUCUCCAGCACCCGCACUGAGGCCAGUGACCCCUGGACCUAGGCCUACGCGUCCUUCUCUCUUUUCUGCAUCGCAUUUGCAUAAACCUUUCUCAUUGAGUGGCUUAGGAAGAUCUUUUGGUGAUGUGGGCGAAGAAGCAGGUUCAUCAGGACGCCUGGCUAACGCUUUCGACGAUGGCAGCGAACCAAUAUACACAGACCCAUCGUUGUUUGAGCGUUCACGGUCUCUGCGCUCCCUACAUUCUCUGGACAUGAAACCGGAGAGACGUGACCAUCGUGCGUAA
Arctia plantaginis is the source of this 4296-nucleotide messenger RNA. The record is from the annotation of a GenBank genome assembly. NCBI's taxonomy places the organism in Eukaryota, Metazoa, Arthropoda, Insecta, Lepidoptera, Erebidae.